CAAACCAACAGCGUGUUGUCAAACAGAUCUAGAUAACUUUGUCUCCGUUAGCUUGGAGUCAUUUUUUCGUCCUUCAUCAUGUCAGGGUUUAUUUAUCCACCGGAAAGUGUUUACAAUUUGUUACCCAAGGAAGAGGUUCAUACUCAGAGGCCACCCAGGUAUAUGUCCAAGUUCAGGCCAGCAGUCAUUCUUGAGAAGAGAUCUAUCAAAGGGGCCAUGAAGACGAUGGGACCAGCAAAAGUUGAAGUACCGCCCCCGGACAAAUACCUCAAGAAGCAUUCAAAUGACUCCAAAUUACCUGAAAUUACGCAGUGUUCUAAAGAGGGUCGAAACACCUGCGCUGUGAGAAAACCUCCUGUUCCUGCGAGGACAGACCAGCCACUUAUGGGCUUUCACACGAAGAGGGACUUUAUAAAGACAGCUUCAGCUGUGCCAAUGAAGCCCCGGCCUGCAUGUGUAGACACAAUCAAGGGACACAAGCAGCCCCUUGAGAAAUCAGGACUCCUCCCGGAGUACAUUAAGAAAAAGGAUUACGGAGAAGUACCUGAGUACCUGAAACAGCGCAUUGAGGAAGAGCAAAGGGCUCAUGAGGAGAAUUUAAGAUUUUUGAAAGACCAGAGGGAGCAGGGAGCCAUCAGACAGCUGUCUGAGGAGGAGCGACAGAGCCUCAUCGAGGGCUUGAAGCAGAACUGGGAUCAGCUGCACCACGAUUACCAGGGCCUCUCACUUGUCACUGACACCAUGAAAAAGAAAGCCCAUAAGCAGCGCCUGGAGGACUCCAUGAAGCAGCUGGAGACUGACAUGAAAUCUUUGGAGAGGUUCAAGACCAUCUACAUACCCAAAAACUAGGACAUAAAAUAAAAUCUGACUAAAUCAGAUUUGGGGUGCUGAAAAAACCUCUAUUCCUAAGACAAAAAGAUUUCACCUCAA
This is a messenger RNA of Labrus mixtus (cuckoo wrasse), 930 nucleotides long. RefSeq names its product enkurin, TRPC channel interacting protein (gene enkur). The record is from RefSeq and is a predicted model, not a curated record. The transcript has 5 exons. Gene Ontology annotation, cellular component: acrosomal vesicle. Gene Ontology annotation, molecular function: calmodulin binding. NCBI's taxonomy places the organism in Eukaryota, Metazoa, Chordata, Actinopteri, Labriformes, Labridae. The coding region runs from base 79 to 849 and encodes 256 amino acids.